AUGUCACAGCAUUACCGGCCGCGGCCAGCAUCCACCAUAGAAGUCAAAUCUUCGCAAUCGACGGCCGGUUCGUUCACCUGGUGUGCCUCCGGUUUUUUUUUUAGGGAAAAACAAACAAAAACUAAUUGUUUUUCCCAGUAUUCUCUCACCAGUCUGCUAACACCACCCCCGCACUUUCACUGGACAGUGUAACGCCAGGUUCGCUUCUCGGUAUCCACAACUCCAAGGUUGCGCCUGCGUCGACAAUCCCGACAAGCGUGGAAUUCAGCGAUGUAGCGAAGGUCCAGACCUUGCGGCUACCGCUAGGCCCGCUCCCAAUCGAAUCUUCAAAUAACACUGCUGAACUCAACACCAAUGUUGUCUGCGCUGGUGAAGAGGCCACAAUAUGUCACGACUCGGGCGAUUUUCGGGCUGUCAUUGGGCGUACGAAUCAAGAUGAGGAGGAUGAGGGAGAAGCAGGAGGGGGGGGGUGGGGGGAGGGGGACAAAAACACAGUAGUAGCAGUUCGGGCUCUCUGGAUUCUAUAGCCUCCAGUUACGUUUUUCGCCUUUCUGCGCAUGCGGAGGGUCUCAACGCGAAUCGUUCUACGUCCGGGCGCCAGUAUCAGAAGUCUACUCUGCACCGGCGGUCUCGGGAGGGUCGGAGCCAAGCCAGCAUUUCAGCCGAUCCAGAAGACCUCACCUCCAGAAUUGCCGACUGGAUACCACUACCCCCUGAACUUCCUCUUUCUCCAAAGCUCCUUGACCCAGCGAUAGCAGCGGCAUACCCGCUUCCACCAUCACGAGCAUGCUCGGAGCCUACCCCCAGCACGCAGCAGCCGCCGUAUCAACUCCCACCGUACCCGGCUGUGCCCCAUUCUACCGCAUCGCCCUCUUCUUUAUUGCAUGGUGCAAGCCCAAGGAAUCUGCCGCGGUUGAAAGUGCCGCCCAGUUUGGCGAGCUCAUCUACUACGGAUAUGACAUGGGGUCCUGACUCCCCACUUACCUCUGCGUUAAGGUUGAAGCGUGCUGCCGCUGUCUCGGCACUGCUGCCUUCGUCGCCGACACAUUCCAUGUCUUCGCAGGAUAGCAGUUCUACUAGAGUGACAGAUGUAGAGGCGGAACUAGGGGCUUUAGAGGAGGUGGGUAGAACAGAGGUUCUUAGGCAGCGUGUUUUGCUGUGGAGGUUAAUUGCCGAACGGGAUGGUGGCGGUGGGAUAGAGUGCGCCACGUCUGGAUAG
This is a messenger RNA of Tuber aestivum (summer truffle), 1219 nucleotides long. The record is from the annotation of a GenBank genome assembly. Lineage: Eukaryota; Fungi; Ascomycota; Pezizomycetes; Pezizales; Tuberaceae.